AGUUACGGUUUUCUAGUUGAACGGUUCGGUCGGAAAUCUAAAACCUAAAGGAAUAGUCCGCGCCCAGCUGACUGCAACUGCAAUUACCCUCGCAUCAGCGCAUGGACCGAUCGGAAGCGGAAAGUCCCCGUCAAUUAAGAUGUUGAAUCUGAAAAUAGACACCCUGCCCGAGCCGGGCAACCGCUAUCAGCUCGGGGAGGUUAUUGGGACGGGAGUUUGUGCCAAGGUGUACAAAGCGAUCGAUACCAAGGCGAGCAACAAGAACGUGGCCGUCAAGAUCCAGAAGUACGAGGCGGAGCUGAAGACGGCCAUUCAGGAGGAGUACCGCAUUCUGCGAGAUUUCUCCAACCAUGGAAACCUGUUGGAUUUUUACGGGGUGUAUAGAAAGCGGGUUCCUGGUGAUGCAGAUGAGAUUUGGUUUAUACUGGAAUACUGUGACCACGGCCCAGUGAUUGAUGUGAUCAGAAAGAUCCAUGCAUCCAAUCGCCGAGUGUCUGAGGAACAACUUGCUUACAUCCUACGGGAAACGGCCAAGGCGGCAGUGUACCUACACGAGAACCACGUGAUCCAUCGAGACAUUCGAGGAAGCAACAUACUGCUGAGUAAGGAAGGAGAGGUCAAGUUGUGUGACUUUGGUUUAUCACGAGACAACAAAUCUACGCUGGGUAAACGUGGAACCUGCAUUGGGUCACCGAACUGGAUGGCUCCGGAGGUCAUCAGCAGUUCUAAGAACGAGGACGAAGUCUACGACAACAGAUCGGACGUCUGGGCUCUUGGAAUAACUGCGAUCGAGCUUGGUGAUGGUAAACCUCCGUUCGGAGAUAUGCAUCCCACUAGAACCAUGUUCCAGAUCGUACGCAAUCCACCACCUACGUUAUACAGACCGGCAAAUUGGUCCCAGAACUACAACGACUUCAUUACGGAGUGCUUGGAGAAGAAUCCCGAUCAUCGUCCUUUCAUGAUGGAGAUCAUGGAACAUCCAUUCCUAACGGAACUACCGGAAAAUGAUUAUCACAUCAGUCAAGAACUCAAGAUGCUCGCCGACUCGGUCGGUCACGUCCAUGUCCCGAAAAAGGAAGAAUUCAAACUGAUCAAGGGAGCACUGAAGGCGGCCGAAAACAAGACGGAAAAGAUGUUCGUUGAGGAUUUGGCUGCUCUGGAAACCGUCUCGGAGGAAUCUAUUUUGGAAGAGCUGAUCCAACGCUACAAGAACGGGUCAACGUAUACUUUUGUAGGGGAUGUGCUGAUUUCCAUGAAUGCCAACCAACCUCCGCCGGAGUAUGUUCGUGGGUUUCACACCAAGUACAUGUGCAAAUCCCGCUCGGACAACGCGCCGCAUAUCUUCGCCAUUGCUGACAGUGCCUUCCAGGACAUGCUGCACCAUGAGGAACCCCAACACAUCAUUAUGUCCGGCGAAAGCUACUCCGGCAAAACGACCAACGUAAAGAUGUGCAUGAAGCAUCUGGCCAUCCUGGGCGAAGGCAAUCCCGGAGUGCAGCAACGAAUCGAAUCCGGCUAUAAGGUCCUAUCGGCCCUGGUCAACGCCGGAACGCCGCUGAAUUCGGACUCGACUCGAAGCAUCGUACAAACUCAGCUGACGUUCGGAUCGACCGGCAAACUGUCCGGUGCCAUUUUCUGGGUGUACUUGCUGGAAAAGCUCCGGAUUUCGUCCACCAAUAUGAACCAAUCGAACUUUCACAUAUUCUACUACUUCUACGACGCAAUGGACGCAAAGGGACGGCUGCGUGAUUUCUCGCUGGUAAGGGGCCGUCACUAUCGUUACCUGCGCAUACCGGAGUCGACCGGCGGAAGUAAGCUUCGCUACUGUCGUGACGACGUAACGGGUAACAUACAGGCUUUCAAUGAGCUCGAACAGUUACUGCUGGAACUGGAGCUUACACCGGAACUGCUCGAAACGGUUUACCGUACGCUGGCGGCUGUUCUUCUGCUGGGGGAGGUGCGCUUCCGAGAUCACGAAGGGGUAACCGAACUAGAGGAUUUUGAGGUUGCUACCAAGGUAGCAGCGUUGCUCAAACUUGAUGAGAAAAAGUUCCAGUGGGCACUGCUGAAUUAUUGUGUGAUUAUUCGUGGUUCGGCUGAGCGGAGGAGACAUACCGCCGAUGAGGCCAGGGAUGCGAGAGAUGUGCUGGCGGCGACUAUUUACACACGACUGGUGGAUUGGCUGAUCAAUACAAUCAAUCAUAAGAUGUCGUUCGGGCGGGCCAUCUAUGGAGACCAGCAUUCCAUCACUAUAACGGAUCAUUUUGGCUUUGAGUGUUUCCAUCGGAACCACCUCGAUCAGCUAGUGGUGAACUCACUGAAUGAGCAGAUGCAGUAUUUAUAUAAUCAGCGAAAUUUUGUUUACGAAAUGAUUGAACAGGAAGAGGAACAAAUCCCGGUUGUCCAGUUACACUUUUACGACAACAAGCUAGCGGUGGACCAUCUGAUGAACAAACCGAAAGGCUUAUUCAGCUUCAUCGAUGACGCCAGUCGAGGUCGCCACGGUCAGAACUACAUUAUCGAUUCCAUCCACACCAACAAUAGCCCCUUCAUAAAACGAGCCAGCGGCCAUGAGUUCAGUAUCGCUCACUACACGGGACGUAUCACAUAUGACGCCCGGGGCAUGGCCGACAAGAAUCGAGACUUUAUCCCACCGGAGAUGAUUGAAACGCUGCGGAACUCCGGUGAACCCGUGGUUACGAUCAUGUUCUCGAACCCACUGUCGAGGACCGGGAAUCUGACGAUGGCAGCCGAGGAAGCCCUGGGCAAACAAACGCAAAAGCCCAACAAGAAGAAACGCUGGGGAGCGGCCUUGGUAGCCGAGAAGAGCAAAGCCAAGAAAAUGAUGAACACUUUGUCCCGGGGUCAGUACUCGCAGGUUCACAAGAUGCGCACGAUAGCCAACGUGUACCGGGCUACUUGUUUGGAGUUGAUUCGCACACUGGCCAUCGGACCGAACAGUGGCGGGACGCAUUUCGUUCGGUGUAUUAGGUCUGACCUGGAGUACCAACCGAAUGGGUUAUCCAAGGAAAUGGUUCGACAACAGGUCCGGGCGAUGGCCGUACUGGAUACGGUUAAAGCUCGACAGAAAGGGUUUUCGCAUAGGAUCCCGUUCCAGGAGUUUCUGCGUCGGUAUCAGUUCUUGGCUUUCGAGUUCGAUGAAAAUGUCGAGAUGACGAGAGAUAACUGUCGGUUGCUGUUGAUUCGGCUGAAGCUGGAAGGAUGGGUCAUUGGAAAAACGAAGGUGUUCCUGAAGUACUACAACGUGGAGUACUUGUCACACUUGUACGAGACGCAGGUUAAAAAGAUCAUCAAGGUUCAAGCGAUGAUGCGAGCGUUCCUUGCGAAGCGAAACAUCGCUUCAAAGCUGAAGAAUCUUCACAGAGCAUCAGCUCGAAAGCGGCAGACAGCCGAAAAUCCGGAUAAAGCAGCCUUGAGGAUUCAAACUGCGUUUCGAGGACAUAUUGCCAGGAAAAAGUAUUGUCCGCUGAUAAAUGAACGCACUGGGAAACUGGACAGUGAAACGGCGGAGUUUUUGAAACCUUUCGCCUAUCGUUGGAGAAAGAAAUCGAUGUAUCAAAUAUUGCUACAGUAUCGUGCCGCCCGUUACCAGGAUCUGGUUAACUUCUCGCAACAGGUUCAUAUCUACAAUCAACGAGUUGUAGCGGGCACUACAACUUGUAGCAACUGUAUUCUAUUAGAUAAAAUCGAUCCAUCACAACGAAACCGGGCAAUACUUGGACCGAUUCGUCCAACAGUUUGGAAACUACGCUUUAGAUGGGAUGAAAUUCCGUUCUUCGAUACUACGUACAUGUGCGACCCGUCAGCUGCAUCCUACAUGUACACAGGAAAUGAUUCUGACACCGAAGACUGGGAUGCUCCAUUGCGGCGAAGGAAGAACCUGUCGUCAGAAAUCACCAGAUCCGCGCAACGUGGCAAUCCCAACGAUCAGAUGGACUACGGCAUGGCCAAUGAACCAUUUCAUCGAGACCCCAGUUUACCGAUUAGGAAACUAUCGCCUCGACACAACGCCGACUACCCGGUUCGGAAAUCUCCGGUCCACGUUCCGGUGAACAUGUCUUCGGUUUACUCUCCGGUUCCGUAUGCUCGCCAAAGCAUCGACGACAUUCGUAACAAGUUCGACGCAACGACCAUCGAGGACCCAAUGCUAAAAUCAGCUGUCUACAAGAAACGUCCGGCACCGAAGGCCCCGAUCAUGAUGGAUAAGGAACCGUCUCCGCCGAUCGAAAACAGAAACUACAAGAAGCGUCCUGCUCCACAGCCAACCAGACAGUGGGAGCCCAGGUCCGGUGCGGAAUACAGCUACGAACCGAGAGUUACCCCUAGCAAGGUCAACCCCAUAAAGGAAAUGCAGUUGAUAGGAAGGAAGAACAGCGCCGAUGAGAACGAUAACAUGGAUGACGAACCACCUUUCAACUUCCAAGGUAUGCUACGUAAAACCAACUACAACCGAGCCUCGAUGAAACGCGCGAAUGACAACCAACGGAUGUCCCUAUCCAACAUUGACUUUGACGAUUCGAACAACAACAACAACUCGUACAUGGACAGUUUCAACCGGUCAGAUUCCAACGUGGUCUAUCAGAGUAAAUUCGGCGAUAACCGCCCCAAAUCCUGUGGGGGCUUGGAUAAUGACAACAACGGAACAACCUCGCCGAUGCCACGGAAAUACUCGCUGUCGCACGAUGCGAUGAUGAGCAACGAAGGUGCCGCCGCCGCCGCCGCCGCUGUUGCUGGGCCGUCCCGUAGCCGUUCGUCAACUCCGUUCGAUGAGAACAAAAACAACUAUAUCCAGGAGGAAAUCGCUCCGGGGAUAUUCAUGGAGGGGUACGUUGAGGAUAUCUAGGGAUAGGUGUUCCUCUAAGUCCGUUUUAACUGUUGAUUGAUUCUAUUCUGCAAGAUUAAAGCUCCUUAUGUGUUUCA
Aedes albopictus (Asian tiger mosquito) is the source of this 4941-nucleotide messenger RNA. It is a transcript of the gene ninaC, whose product is annotated as neither inactivation nor afterpotential protein C. Gene Ontology annotation, biological process: regulation of actin filament length; peptidyl-serine phosphorylation. The transcript is spliced from 13 exons. NCBI's taxonomy places the organism in Eukaryota, Metazoa, Arthropoda, Insecta, Diptera, Culicidae. Gene Ontology annotation, molecular function: protein binding; protein tyrosine kinase activity; microfilament motor activity. Bases 140 to 4864 code for a protein of 1574 amino acids. Gene Ontology annotation, cellular component: myosin complex. The record is from RefSeq and is a predicted model, not a curated record.